GCAGCGGCAGCCGCAGCCGCGGCGGGCGGAGCGUGUGCGCGGCCCGGCCCCGGCUCAUUACUCAGCGGCCGAGGCAGGAGGCGGCGGGAGGCGCUGGUGAUGAACUGAUGUAAGAUUCUGUGAAUGAUAGUCUGCAUUCUUUCUCUCAAUUUCAAAAAAUUGGCUGACUUCAUACCUUCCACAACAAUCUUUCUUCUGAUUCAGGCCAGAAGCAAAACUUGGAUGAAGCGAUCUAUCUAAGUUGCCGUCAUGAGCAGAAGCAAGCGUGACAACAAUUUCUACAGUGUUGAAAUUGGAGACUCUACUUUCACCGUAUUGAAACGGUAUCAAAACUUAAAACCAAUAGGAUCAGGAGCACAAGGGAUAGUAUGUGCAGCUUAUGAUGCCAUCCUUGAACGAAAUGUUGCAAUCAAGAAGUUAAGCCGACCAUUUCAGAACCAAACCCAUGCUAAAAGAGCCUACAGAGAGCUUGUUCUUAUGAAGUGUGUUAAUCAUAAAAAUAUAAUUGGCCUGCUGAAUGUGUUCACACCACAAAAAUCCCUGGAAGAAUUUCAAGACGUCUACAUAGUGAUGGAGCUCAUGGAUGCAAAUCUCUGCCAAGUGAUUCAGAUGGAGCUAGACCAUGAACGAAUGUCUUACCUUCUUUAUCAAAUGCUGUGUGGUAUCAAACAUCUUCAUUCAGCUGGAAUUAUACAUAGGGAUUUAAAGCCCAGUAAUAUAGUAGUAAAGUCAGACUGCACUUUGAAGAUUCUUGACUUUGGACUGGCCAGAACUGCAGGAACUAGUUUUAUGAUGACGCCUUAUGUAGUGACUCGUUACUACAGAGCACCAGAGGUCAUCCUAGGGAUGGGAUACAAAGAAAACGUUGACAUUUGGUCAGUUGGGUGCAUCAUGGGAGAAAUGAUCAAAGGUGGUGUUUUAUUUCCUGGUACAGAUCAUAUUGAUCAAUGGAAUAAAGUAAUAGAGCAGCUAGGAACACCAUGCCCUGAAUUUAUGAAGAAAUUACAGCCUACAGUCCGAACUUAUGUGGAGAACAGACCUAAAUAUGCUGGAUAUAGUUUUGAAAAACUCUUCCCAGAUGUCCUUUUCCCAGCUGACUCUGAACACAAUAAGCUUAAAGCAAGUCAAGCAAGGGAUUUGUUAUCAAAAAUGCUGGUUAUAGAUGCUUCUAAGAGAAUCUCUGUGGAUGAAGCCCUGCAGCACCCAUAUAUCAAUGUUUGGUAUGAUCCAUCAGAAGCAGAAGCUCCUCCGCCAAAGAUACCAGAUAAGCAGUUAGAUGAGAGGGAGCACACGAUAGAAGAAUGGAAAGAGUUGAUAUACAAAGAAGUCAUGGACCUGGAGGAGAGAACCAAGAACGGGGUUAUACGCGGACAACCAGCCCCUUUAGCACAGGUGCAGCAAUGAUCAAUGGCUCUCAACACCCAUCUUCAUCGUCAUCCGUCAAUGAUGUGUCUUCAAUGUCAACGGAUCCAACAUUGGCCUCUGAUACAGACAGCAGUCUAGAAACCUCAGCUGGACCUCUGGGUUGCUGUAGAUGACUACUUGGUCUUUUGGGGGGUGGGAGGGGGGUCCUUUUAGUCAUUAAUAGGGCACCUUUAAAAUUUGAUGGUAUUUUUGAGUGUUUUUUCAAAAAUAAUCAUAGAAUUCAUCCUAAAGUGCUGUAAUUUUAAACUGUAAGUUGUGUUAAAAGCAGCCACUUUUUUGCUGUAAUUAACUGUAAAAUAUUAAACCUGAUAAUUUUUAUUGUGGUUUUAAAAUCUGCAUAUUUGCUUUACUAUUAUGCUGCUGAUCUUUUUUUUUUUUUUACUGAAUUUGUAAGAUUUGUUUUAUCGAAGCACAUAUUAAUGUUGUGGUCGUUACCAUAUAAUGAAUUAUUUAAGAUUUUAUAGGUUUUCAAAUUUUUAAUUAGAAUUUAUUCCGGAUGUCUUGUUCAUGAUAUCCUUCAAAGUUUUAUGCUUGGUCGUACGUCCAUGUGCAGGUGGAGGGCGAGAUAAUUCGGUGCGGCCAGCUGUAGCUUUGAGCAUACUCUGGUGCUGGCAGCGAACAGAAUCCUCUCUUAUUUUGGCCACUUGCCUAUAAUACUUCAGCAAAAGCAACAAUUAGUGAAUUUUUUUAGAGAAACAGCGUACAUUCCUCUGCAAAGUAACCUCAUCUGAAUGGUUUUACAAACUUAAGAAAGCAAAGCAUAUCUUCAAAGCUGCAGAAAUAUCUAGCCUAACCAAGUGACGUGAUGUUUUCUGCAGAGUUGUGGCAUGCCAAAUCUUGCGAUCACCAUAAAACACGAGGAUACUUCAUGAAUAAUACAUUGCAAUGCAAAUAAACUGUUUACUUCUGG
Phalacrocorax carbo (great cormorant) is the source of this 2335-nucleotide messenger RNA. The record is from RefSeq and is a predicted model, not a curated record. Lineage: Eukaryota; Metazoa; Chordata; Aves; Suliformes; Phalacrocoracidae.